CACUAGUAUCGACACACCAGAGUGACGACAGGUGUAGCGCCUUUAAGUUCAAUGGCAGACAAUCCUCGCCAAGAUCUAUUCCUCAAGAUUUCUCGAAACCUGUUAGAGCAAGAACUUACCGAUCUCCGUAACUAUGUCAGCGGUGCAGAGAUCUUACCAGCGAGAUUUGUCCAGAAAGCCGACGCUCAUCAAAUCUUUAUCCAACUUGAGAAAGAAAGGAAGUUGGAGCCAGGAGAUCUCUCACUUCUUGUAGGACUCCUGACCAAAAUCGGCAGACGUGACUACGCUGAGAAGGCAGAGAAGAUUGCUCAAGAUGAAGCAAAAGCACUUCGAGAACCAACCAAAAGAACAAGACAGGAAAGCAGUGGAAUGGACAGUCCGGUAAAGCUGACCUACACGAAGAUGGAGAACGACGGGAGACAAGUCUUCCUCACCCCAGAAGCUGAGCGGAUCCUCUCCGAACUCCCGCCGCGCCCGGUGGACGUGGUGGCCGUGGUGGGGCCGAUGCGGAAGGGAAAGUCUCAUCUGGGCAAUCUUCUCUGCAAAAGGAAGUCUGGAUUCCCACUCGGAAACGAACUACCAUCGGAAACAAAAGAUUUCUGGUUCUGGAUCGGUCCCCAUCCCGUCCAGCUUGACCGGUACAUCAUGGUCAUCGAUACCGAAGGUUUGGGUGACUAUGCCGACGAACAACAGAACGAGAAAGACCUGGAGUACCUUGUUCUGGCCACGCUGUUUUCCAACCACCUGGUCUUCAACCUACAGGGGAACCUAGACCACACCUUAUUGUCUCACCUGAGGUACGGGCUGUCACCGGAUGCCUAUCUGGAGGUCGUUUUGGAACGGAAGAAGGGACACACGAAGGCGGUCCGUGCCCACAACGAAAUGACGGACGCGGUGAAAGAUUUCUUCCCAAGGCGACAUCUUCGGCUGAUUCCUCCUCCCACAGCAGACAGGGAUACACUUAGUAACCUUGACAAAGUGACGGCUGGUGCUCUUCAGAGGGAAUACAACGACGCUGUUAACAACUUCAUCGGGGAGGUCUGGAAUUCUGGUCUAGUCAAGACGGUGAAUCAAGUCAGUUUGAAAACAACAGGUCUACUCGACAUCAUGCGGUACUACGUCGGCGCCAUCAACGGCCCCAGAGCCCUACCGUCUGUUGUCGGUGCGUACGAUGCCAUGGUGGAAGGGGAGUGCCGCAGGGCUGUAGACGAGAACAUGCAGCAGUUCCUAGAGACCGUUGAGAACACAGUGAAGCCGUCCAUACCAACUGAUGAGCAGGAUUGCAACAAGAGAAUCAAAGCAGCGGCAGAGGACGCGGUUUCGAAGUUGUGUGCAGACGUGGGGAAGUGGGACAAGUCUGGGUCCUGGAAGGAGCACCUUCAGGCUGGAUUGGAAAAAGAACGUCUUUCCUUACUUCAACUGAACGGCUCCAAGUCCAAGACUCUUUGUGAGGACAUUCUCGGAGAAGUCGACCAAUCUGUUCAGGACAACCUGGGAAAAGGCGCCUACAACAGAAUCGGUGGAUUCGACGCAUACGUGAGAGAUAUGGAUGUCGUCUUCAAUAGUUACAGACACAGAGCUUUUGGAAAAGGUCCUGCUGUUGAGGCCGUUCUGGAGACUUUUCGCAUCGCGGAAACCACGAGGAGACACAUGAUCAAGGACACUGAACAGAAGCUGGUAGAAGAUGAUAAACGGCUGAAAGAAGAAGAGAGAAAGAAAGAAGAGGCCAGGGCGGCAGCUGAAAGGGCUGCUGAAGCACAGAGGCGUGCAGAGGCAGAGAGAGCGGCAGAAGAGGAGAAGAGGCUGGCAGCAGAGGCAGAAGCGAAGAGACUGACUACAGAAGCUGAGAUACGCAGAACCAUCAGAGACACCAGUUACGGCAGCAGUGGGCAGGUUAACAUAGCGGGAAGAAACAUCUCUUACGACACGGAAAGGAGGAUCUACAAUUGGCAACAAGUCUACAAAGGCACUGCCCGUGACGUCACCAGUGGUGUUACGGGCAAGUCAGGGAACAGACAGAGCCGACAGGGCGCUGUGGAACACGCCAUAGAAGAUGUGUUCCGCCAGCUGAAGGCCAAGAACAUCAUCUAAAACUUGACAAGUUUAUCAUCAUUCAGUAGAAAAAGGCUGACCAAAAAAGGACCAUAGAUAUGCUAUUGAUGAGGUCACACAGGUCGUGCGAUUGUCGUACGAUUUGGAUGUCAUAGGAUUUUCAAGUAGACCGUGACAGAACCAACCACCGACAUGGAUCCAAAACAGCAUUUUGUGAACAAAGACAGUUGAACUUUGCUGGAGACGUACAUUUUUGUCCUUCAAAAUGCACGAAGGAUCGCACGCCCUAUAUAUGACCGCGCCCUAACGGCAAUGGAUAUUUUCAAUCGUGUACGUGAUCGUUACUAUGCGGAUGCACCACUUGCCUUGCUACAAGGCCUCGCUUAUUUCAUACUCCAUCAUCAUUAUCGGUCGGCUGCUAUGCAAACGACUGUAAGUUUCCCUCAGUCCUGUUUGUUGUCGGCAAGAUGAACGAUCUGUUUUAGUGUGAUCUGGCCAUGAUAGUCUCACACACGGUUGUAGCCAGUGCCUGUCCUUCAGUCCUUUGACAGAAUUUUGCAGCUGAGGAUGAAAAAAAAUUUGCCCAUUCCAU
This is a messenger RNA of Branchiostoma floridae (Florida lancelet), 2644 nucleotides long. RefSeq names its product guanylate-binding protein 1-like. Gene Ontology annotation, biological process: regulation of apoptotic process. Gene Ontology annotation, molecular function: protein binding; GTP binding; GTPase activity. NCBI's taxonomy places the organism in Eukaryota, Metazoa, Chordata, Leptocardii, Amphioxiformes, Branchiostomatidae. Bases 52 to 2091 code for a protein of 679 amino acids. The transcript has 11 exons. The record is from RefSeq and is a predicted model, not a curated record.